Molecule: messenger RNA, 2545 nt
Organism: Magnolia sinica
Lineage: Eukaryota; Viridiplantae; Streptophyta; Magnoliopsida; Magnoliales; Magnoliaceae
Product: cysteine-rich receptor-like protein kinase 10
Exons: 7
Coding region: 134-2137 (667 amino acids)
Biological process (GO): protein phosphorylation
Molecular function (GO): protein serine/threonine kinase activity; ATP binding
Source: RefSeq, a predicted model, not a curated record
UCGUCUCUUCAUGCGCGGCCCAAAAUUCUCCACUUCACCACAAGUACUAGAGACGAGAUCAUGGGAAAUUUAUACAAGUUUUCAGACUUAGGUUUCAUGUUCUCCUCUUUCAUCCUAACCACUGAAGGAAGAGAUGCAGAUUUUCCAAUUUUCUUUCUUUCUUCUUCUCUUCCUUUCCUUAGCUCAUGCCCAGCAGCUCUACAAUGAGUUCUACCACUCUAACUGCUCCGUAGCUGAUUAUGCUGCUAAUACCACCUUCGAAACUAAUCUCAAUGCCCUCCUCUCUAUUCUAAUUUCCAACUCUCAUUUUGUCACCUUCUUUAAUACCGAUAGGGGCGAAAAUCCCAACACUGUCAACGGUCUCUUCCUUUGUAGAGGCGAUGUUACUUCCAACACGUGCAAUUCCUGUGUCGACCAGGCGACUCAAGAUAUCAAACGGCGGUGCCCCAACAGGAGACAAGCACUCAUAUGGUAUGAUCACUGUAUGUUGCGUUACUCAGACCGUAACUUCAAAUCCGUGUAUGAUCCAUCAUACAAUUCAUUAGUAUUAAGUCAAAGCUCUCGUAAUUCAUCGGACCCACGACGGUUUAACCAGACACUGAAUGGUCUGAUGAAAAAUCUUUCAUCGGUGGCCGCGUUUAGUCCUUCUGUUCGGAUGUUGGAUAUGGGAGAAGCCAAUGUUACAGCCUCUGAGAAGAUAUAUGCGAUAGUGCAGUGCACUCCUGAUUUAUCAAGAAGUGACUGCAACACAUGCCUGCAAUCGGCUAUUUCAGAGAUUCCAGUGUGCUGCGAUGGAAAGGAUGGAGCGGUAAUUAGUGGGGCAAGUUGUGCUAUGAGGUAUGAAGUGUUCCCAUUUUAUGCCGGUGCAGCGUCCAUUCCUCGUCCUCCUCCGACAGCUACUGAUGCUUCAUCUGGGAAUGGAGGAAACCGAUCAAAGGUUAUAAUCUCCAUUAGCGUAGCAUCCGUUGUGGGGUUGGCUCUAUUCAGUUCUUAUAUCUACUGCUACCGACGGAGAAGAAAGAGGUCACCAAAAGUGAAAGAGAAGGGGCACCAUGCAUUAUUAAAAUUUUUGGGGCCUCCAGUUGGUUCAGAACUCCUGGAAUUAAGUAGGAAUGGUGAGCAAACACAAGAACUCCCGUUGAUUGACUUAGUUACAAUACAAGCUGCUACUAAUAACUUCUCUGAUAGAAAUAAGCUCGGAGAAGGUGGAUUUGGCCCUGUAUAUAAGGGAAUGCUAUCUGACGGGAAGGAAAUAGCAGUUAAAAGGCUUUCAAAGAGUUCAGGGCAAGGUCUUGAGGAAUUCAAGAAUGAAGUCACGUUGAUUGCCAAACUCCAACAUAGAAAUCUUGUGAAGCUCAUGUAUUGCUGUAUAGAGGGAGGAGAGAAACUGCUCAUUUAUGAAUACAUGCCAAACACCAGCCUUGAUGUCUUCAUCUUUGAUCCAGUCAAGCGAGCUCAAUUAGGCUGGGAAAGAUGCCAAAAUAUUGUAGGUGGAAUUGCAAAGGGUCUUGUUUAUCUCCACGAAGACUCGAGACUUAGAAUCAUUCACAGGGAUCUAAAAGCAAGCAAUGUUCUAUUGGACCAUGAGAUGAACUCAAAGAUUUCUGACUUUGGAAUGGCACGAUUUUUGAGAGGAAAUCAAAGCCAGGUCAAUACCAAUAGAAUCGUUGGAACAUAUGGCUACAUGGCACCAGAGUAUGCAAUGGGAGGGCGAUUUUCUGUGAAAUCUGAUGUUUAUAGCUUUGGAGUUUUACUGCUGGAGAUUCUAAGUGGAAAAAGGAACAGUGGUCUCAAUCUUCCUAACCAUGCUCAGAGCCUCCUGACUUAUGCAUGGGAAUUAUGGUGCGAUGGAAGAGCUUUGAAGUUGAUUGAUCCUUUGUUAGCCCAGACAUGUCCAGCGAGUGAAGCACUGAGAUGGAUCCACAUUGGGCUAUUAUGUGUUCAAGAAGAUGCGGUGGAUAGGCCCACCAUGUCCUCGGUCGUUCUCAUGCUUGGAAGUGAAUCUAUGGAUCUCCCACAACCUACGCAACCAGGAUUUUUUGUCUCAAGGGUGGUUGUUGAAUCAAAUAAUUCUUCACAGAAUGCCAAAAUCCACUCUAUGAAUGAGGUAACUAUUUCUACUCUGGAACCUAGAUGAGUGGUCUCAUGCUCUCCUGGGUUGGGUCAUGAUCUCCACGUAUGGGCCCUGGUUCCACAUUGGCUUGACAUUAUUAUUUUUUUGCUUGUAAUGACAUCUCCAUGUAAGUUCCCAUCUUGGAGUAUAUAGUGGUGUGUUGGACUUGAAACAUUUGGACAGUGUAUUAAUUGAAGUUUCAAUAUACAUUCAAGAUCCUAUUUGUUGAGAAUCAUUUUCCAAGUCUGUUUAAUCUUAUGUGCUUCUGUGUUGAAUUUGGAUAGUUUCUGGGUAGCCAGUAAUUAGAUGACUUGACCAUCCACCUUACAUAUCUUAGUUAGAACAUGAGCUGCUUAAUGAGUUUCCUUGUCUUGAGUAGAUAGCAUACUAUGUGAGGGUUAAGCCAUCAAUAAAGUGAGUUUUUGUUUCUCC